This is a messenger RNA of Sciurus carolinensis (gray squirrel), 1041 nucleotides long. RefSeq names its product deoxyuridine 5'-triphosphate nucleotidohydrolase, mitochondrial-like. Gene Ontology annotation, molecular function: magnesium ion binding; dUTP diphosphatase activity. The record is from RefSeq and is a predicted model, not a curated record. NCBI's taxonomy places the organism in Eukaryota, Metazoa, Chordata, Mammalia, Rodentia, Sciuridae. The transcript has a single exon. Gene Ontology annotation, biological process: dUMP biosynthetic process; dUTP catabolic process. Bases 6 to 500 code for a protein of 164 amino acids.
CUGCCAUGCCUUGUUCUGAAGAAGUAACCGCCGUCUCCCCCAGCAAGCGGGCCCGGCCUGCAGAGGAGGGCGGCUUGCGGCUCCGCUUUGUCCGGCUCUCGGAGCACGCCACGGCCCCGACCCGAGGGUCCAAGCGGGCCGCGGGCUAUGACCUGUACAGUGCCUAUGAUUAUAUAGUACCACCUAUGGAGAAAGCCCUUGUGAAAACAGACAUUCAGAUAGCUCUUCCUUCUGGGUGCUAUGGAAGAAUAGCUCCACGUUCUGGCUUGGCUGCAAAACACUUCAUAGAUGUAGGAGCUGGUGUCAUAGAUGAAGAUUACAGAGGAAAUGUUGGUGUUGUGCUAUUUAAUUUUGGCAAAGAAAAGUUUGAAGUAAAAAAGGGUGAUCGAAUAGCACAACUCAUUUGUGAACGGAUUUUUUAUCCAGAUAUAGAAGAAGUUCAAGUGUUGAAUGACACUGAAAGGGGUUCAGGAGGUUUUGGUUCUACUGGACAGAAUUAAAAUUUAGGUCAAGUAUAGAAAAUGAAAAUGUUACUUUUUUCUUAAAACUAAAGACUUUCCUGCUUAAAGUGUGUUAGCAUUUUGCAUGUUUGUAAAGUUAGGUUUAGCUUCUAAAAGUGUAUUUUCUUAUGCUAAAGAGUUCCUUUGUUAGUGUAUUUUCUGCAGUUUAUGGUUAUGUGUAAAUCUGCUUUGUGGUGAUCUAAUUCAAAAUUUUUUUAAAAACCAAAUAUAUGUACACCAAUUUCAGAUUUUUUUUUUUUUUAAUAUUAAAAGUAUAUGUGAAGAUAAGAAGAGAAUUCUCAGUUCUCAGUUUAGGUAGUCUCUGGGUUGACUGGGCAGAGGUUUAUAAAAUGGCCAUGGGUUGACUGGAUUUAUGUUUGUAAAGUGAAAUAUCACUUGAGAAUUUAUAGUUGAUUUGUUCCUCUGAAUUUCAUCCUAUUAAGCAAAUUUUGCUAGUUGUAUUGCUGAGUUUCUUUCACUAAAGUAGCUGUAUUUAAGAAAAUAUGCAAUUUAAUAGGUAUAAAAUAAUGUGUAGGUGUAC